Molecule: messenger RNA, 1149 nt
Organism: Rhincodon typus (whale shark)
Lineage: Eukaryota; Metazoa; Chordata; Chondrichthyes; Orectolobiformes; Rhincodontidae
Product: zinc finger protein 385B-like
Exons: 7
Coding region: 1-1149 (382 amino acids)
Cellular component (GO): nucleus
Molecular function (GO): nucleic acid binding; zinc ion binding
Source: RefSeq, a predicted model, not a curated record
AUGUCCUUGGCAAGUGGGAUUAAGGAGAUUCCCAAGACAUUUUACAUGCAUAUUAGGACCAAGAGGGUAACUAAGGAAAGGAAAGGUCCACUCAAGGACAAAGAGGGAAUUCAUGUGCGGAGCAAGAGGAAAUGGUUUUCUUCUUCAGGUGGCAUUAACCAAUUGAACACACUCCCAUUAAUUGACCAGAGCCAUGUUGCAAUGACACCACACGUGAUGGAUGUGAAGUCAGUUGUCUCUUCCCCAUUUGAUGUUUCUUCUCCCAUCAGAUUCUAUCACAACAAUGCAAGCCAAGCUGAAGCCCACUACAAAGGUAACAAGCAUGCCAGGAUGGUCAAGGGGCUGGAGUCCAACAAAACUAAGCAGAAAGGGUCUGCUCCGAGGGACAGCACUAAUUCCACGGUCUCCAAGAUCAGCUCCACCUCACACACAGACAUCACUGAAAAGAGCAUUCAGAAAACAGAAGCUCGUAUAAAGAUUGUCCCUACUGCAGUUUCCUCAGAAACUCUCUGGCCCAUUUCCCCAUUGCUCACUCCUGACCUUCAACCAUCAACCAUCCUCAGUGCAUCAACUGACAGUACGUUGGCUACCGGAACCAUGACGACAGGAGCUUCUGGCGUGGAGAGAGUGACACUAGCUGAAACUGGAAUGGUUAGCAAGGAGUCUGACAAGGAGACAGCAAUGAAACUGCAAUACUGUUCACUCUGCAAAGUAGGCCUGAAUUCACUAUCCCAACUGCAUGCUCACAACAGUGGCACUAAGCACAAGACCAUGAUGGCAGCUCAGAAAGGUUUGGGUCCUAUAAAGGUUUAUCCAAAGCCACAUUUCAAACCCCACGGUCAAACAAGGCGCUGUUCUGGAUUACAGGAUAGGAUUUUCCACUGUCAAUUAUGUGGCGUUUGUGUUAACUCGGAAAUGCAACUGAAGCAGCAUAUAUCCAGUCGACGGCAUAAGGACAGAGUUGCAGGAAAGACUCCAAAGCCCAAACCUGGUCCAAAAAAGAAGCUACAACUCAAUUUCCAAGCACCAGCGGGGGUACCUGACCAGGUGGUGCUCUCUCCCAGCCUCUCCACCUCGCUGGACAGUGAGGACAAAGCUGGCAUGGUGCUCGAGGCUGUCAUCCUGCCUGAGGGGAGCAUUAAAAUUUGA